CGGCCUCAGAUUGGUCGAGUCUGAACGGGCUGCCGGAAAAAGCGGAAGCGCGCUCUUUCAAACUCGCCUUCCCAACUUCGAGAGACGCAGACCACUUCCGGCGUAGCCAUGGCGGCUAACGCUACCACCAACCCGUCUCAGCUUCUCCCUCUAGAGCUUGUGGACAAGUGUAUAGGAUCAAGGAUUCACAUUGUGAUGAAGAGUGAUAAGGAGAUUGUUGGCACACUUCUGGGAUUUGAUGACUUUGUCAAUAUGGUACUGGAAGAUGUCACUGAGUUUGAAAUCACACCAGAAGGAAGAAGAAUUACUAAAUUAGAUCAAAUUUUGCUAAAUGGAAAUAACAUAACAAUGCUGGUUCCUGGAGGAGAAGGACCUGAAGUAUGAAUGGAUUUCCUUGACUUAUGCUAGAUUCUGUUUUGUCUUAUAAUGACAACAAAAUAGAAUUUUUAUUUUAACCUUUUAAUGUUUGUAUUCUCUGAAGCCAAGUUUUCCGUUAAAGGGAAAUGCUUUGAAGAUGCAUUGUAAAUGCCUGUUUUUGUAAGUUAAUCAUGAUUAUGUUGGAAAAAGAAGAACAGUUUGUUCUUUGAAAACAAAAAUAAAGGUGUUUUUGUUAACUGUCA
Lagenorhynchus albirostris (white-beaked dolphin) is the source of this 620-nucleotide messenger RNA. It is a transcript of the gene LSM5, whose product is annotated as LSM5 homolog, U6 small nuclear RNA and mRNA degradation associated. The coding region runs from base 109 to 384 and encodes 91 amino acids. Gene Ontology annotation, molecular function: RNA binding. Gene Ontology annotation, cellular component: Lsm1-7-Pat1 complex; U6 snRNP; U4/U6 x U5 tri-snRNP complex. The transcript has 5 exons. Lineage: Eukaryota; Metazoa; Chordata; Mammalia; Artiodactyla; Delphinidae. The record is from RefSeq and is a predicted model, not a curated record. Gene Ontology annotation, biological process: mRNA splicing, via spliceosome.